Mixia osmundae IAM 14324 is the source of this 555-nucleotide messenger RNA. RefSeq lists its product as uncharacterized. The record is from RefSeq and is a predicted model, not a curated record. Bases 1 to 555 code for a protein of 184 amino acids. The transcript has 5 exons. NCBI's taxonomy places the organism in Eukaryota, Fungi, Basidiomycota, Mixiomycetes, Mixiales, Mixiaceae.
AUGCGAUUCCGGCAAGUCUCGAUACUCUCGACUCUUCUCGUCGCUCUCCUCGCAUUGUCCUGCUCGGCAAGCCCGCUGAGCGCCAACGACAAUGCCUCUGCCGACGAUUCCGGCAUGACUACCACAGGCAGCAGUACCGGCCCCAGGACGACUGUGAAUAAACCCAUCGUGCAACGUCAGACCGAGAAUGCGUACAUCAUGACCCUUCAGGCCAAAGAUCCAAAAGUGCAGGCUCGCUUCAUCUUUGCUCUCGAAUAUGAAGAUCUGUACUACUACUACGGCAAGGCCACUCGCUGUACGACCCUCGACAACGUCGAUUGUGACAGUGCGCCUGAAGGCCACGGCAACGGCGGCGUGCUCGAUUACUCGGACUUCCACUUUACGAUCGACUACCUAUUCAAUGUACACGUUCGCUUCUACCAUACCCCAGGCGGACAGAUCUUGGCAUGGCGUAUCAAGUUUGGCAGCGUGUACAAACAGGACAUUGUCAAUCCGCAGCUCUGGACGAGCGAUGCAAAGCCUGUCAAUAUUCCUUACGAGGAUCAUGGCAUCUGA